AUGGCCUCCACCAAGAAGAGCUGGGCGCACGAGAUCGAGGCGUCCGUGGCGGCGCCACGGCUGUUCCGCGCCGGCGUCAUGGACUGGCACACGCUGGCGCCCAAGCUGGCCCCGCAGGUCGUCGCCAGCGCCCACCCCGUCGAGGGCGAGGGCGGCGUCGGCAGCGUCAGGCAGUUCAACUUCACCUCCGCCAUGCCCUUCAGCGUCGUGAAGGAGAGGCUGGACUUCCUGGACGCGGACGGGUGCGAGUGCCGAUCGACCCUUCUCGAGGGCGGGCACGUGGGCACGGUGAUCGAGACGGCCACGUCGUGCAUCAAGGUGGAGCCGGCGGCCGGCGGCGGCGGCAGCGUCGUCAAGGUGGAGUCCACGUACAAGCUGCUGCCGGGCGUGGGGGAGGCCCAGUACGAGGUCGGCAAGGCCAAGGAGUCCGUGACCGCCAUCUUCAAGGCCGCCGAGGCGUACCUCAUCGCCAACCCGGACGCCUACAACUAA
This is a messenger RNA of Triticum turgidum subsp. durum (durum wheat), 492 nucleotides long. The record is from the annotation of a GenBank genome assembly. Lineage: Eukaryota; Viridiplantae; Streptophyta; Magnoliopsida; Poales; Poaceae.